AUGGCUACACUGACAGUUCCAGGGGUGUUAUCUUCACCUCGUGAUGACGCCAUGCAUUUGUACAAGGCAUUCAAGGGUUGGGGAUGUGACACUAUAGCUAUCAUCGGUAUUCUUGCCCAUCGUGAUGCAUCACAGCGUGCUCUCAUUGAGCAAGAAUAUAAAGUUAUGUACUCUGAAGACUUGAACAAACGUUUGUCUGCAGAGCUCACUGGCGAUGUUAAGAAAGCAUUGUUACUUUGGAUGCCUGAUCCAGCACGAAGGGAUGCAAUGAUACUACGAGAAGCACUUAGUAACAACAUUGAUCUUAAAGCAAUUACAGAAGUUUUAUGUUCUCGGACUCCCACACAAUUAUAUCAACUUAAGCAACUUUAUAUUGCGCUUUUUGGAGUGUACCUUGAGCAUGACAUUCAAUCUCAAACCUCUGGUGAUCAUAAAAAGAUGCUUAUCGCAUAUAUAAGUAUGCCUCGAAGUGAAGGGCCAGAUGUUGAUAGGACAGUAGUGGAGCAAGAUGCUAAAGCAUUGUUUAAUGCUGGGGAAAAGAGAUUGGGAACUGAUGAGAGAACUUUUAGAAGCAUUUUCAGUGAAAGAAGCCGCCCACAUAUGGAUGCAGUCAGUUCUGCAUAUAAAAAUAUGUUUGGGAACACACUUAAAAAGGCUAUUAAAAGUGAAACUUCUGGGAACUUUGAGUAUGCUCUUGUAACAAUUUUGCAAUCGGCUGAGAAUCCCGGUAAAUACUUUGCGAAGGUGUUACGAAAAGCAAUGAAAGGGUUGGGAACUGAUGAUAAAACUCUUACUCGAGUAAUUGUGACAAGGACAGAGAUGGAUAUGCAAUAUAUAAAAGCAGAGUACUAUAAAAAGUACGGGAAAACUUUGACAGAUGCUGUUCACUCGGAGACAUCUGGAAAUUACAGAACCUUUCUUCUUUCACUAUUAGGUCCUAACAAUUGA
Lactuca sativa (garden lettuce) is the source of this 948-nucleotide messenger RNA. Its product is annotated as annexin D5. Gene Ontology annotation, cellular component: cytoplasm; plasma membrane. Gene Ontology annotation, molecular function: calcium ion binding; phosphatidylserine binding; calcium-dependent phospholipid binding. The record is from RefSeq and is a predicted model, not a curated record. Gene Ontology annotation, biological process: response to heat; response to water deprivation; response to salt stress. Lineage: Eukaryota; Viridiplantae; Streptophyta; Magnoliopsida; Asterales; Asteraceae.